UCUACCAUUAGAGCUUCUCAUCACUCCCAAUCCCAACCAUCUUUCUCUCUCUCUCAAAAAAAAACAAAAUGGAUUCUCAAACUGUCUCUUCCUCUUUCAGUCUUGAGCUGAGAAUAGUAAGGGCAAGAAACGUUUUUGUGAAAACAUGUAGACAAGUUUUUGUGAGAUGCUAUAUCUCUACAGCAAGCAACAAAAGAAUAAGAAUAGACAGCCAAGAAAUCUCAUCAGAUUCCAACAUGACUUGGAAUCAAACAUUUUCACUAAACUGCUCUGGCACUCCCGAAACCAUGAGAUCCCUCAAGCAAGGAACCAUUGUUUUCGAGCUCCGGAGCAGAAGUGCAGCGACUUUGAUAUCAAGAAUGAGUGGCUCAAAACUGGUGGCAAGGGCUGAGAUGCCAUGGAAAGAUGUCGUUGGCGUGCCGGUCCACGAGAAGUGGGUCGUCAUGACUGCAAAAAACAGCUACGUGUAUAAUGAUGAAGUGAAGCCCCCGGGUAUACAGAUAGCCACCAAAGUUGAAGAAAUUGCAGAGCUGAAGACAACAAAGGCGUAUAAUUGCGGUUGCAUGGAUUGUGGAUGCAAUUAUUGCGUAGAUUAUGAUUUCUUUGCAUUAGGAGCUGCUCUAUAGCAUAUGCAGAAGCUUUUUAGAGACAUGGAAUAGAGAUUAGGGUUAGUUCUUAUAUGAUAUAUAUAUGUAAUACAGAUUAGGAAAAUUUUCCCAAUUUUAACAAAAAUAUACUUGUUCCACUUAUACAUA
Messenger RNA from Salvia miltiorrhiza (redroot sage), 755 nucleotides. RefSeq lists its product as uncharacterized. NCBI's taxonomy places the organism in Eukaryota, Viridiplantae, Streptophyta, Magnoliopsida, Lamiales, Lamiaceae. Bases 69 to 626 code for a protein of 185 amino acids. The record is from RefSeq and is a predicted model, not a curated record. The transcript has a single exon.